AUGGUAGUUGACCACAGACUAGCCGUCGGUUUAUCCUUCCCGAGAUGUCGCGUCUCUCGUUCGCCAUCACCGUCAAAAUUUACCUCCACGACUCUGAAGCCGGACUGUUCCCCCAAGCACCUCGUGCAGAGGAUUUCGUCAGAGCUUUCCCUCUCAAUCCCUGGCGUUGCUGCUGAGAACGGUACGCUUACUGGUCCAUCACGUUUCUCAGAGAGCCUCCCAGUGCCUGUCGUCUCCGAAGUUCGAAUCAGAAUCCACGUCUCAUCCGACUUGACUUGCAGUGAAGCUGGCGAUAUCUUCUUGCGGGUGACUCUCUAUGCUAUCGAUAACAUAGGGAAAAGAGUGCUGGUUGGCUACACUUCCUGGACGACAUCCUUUAGCAUUCUCAAGCGCCGAGCCCAAUCACACCAACUCGCUCACAACCAGGCCACAAAGCGUCCUCGCCUCCACCACCCACUCUCAAAAUUCCUCUUCGCUUUCGCCUUUUCCGGUCUGAACCUUUUCCACUACCGCUUCAGAAGAACCAAGCUACCUCGUUUCCUGGAACACUGGAAAUUUUCACAAAGAGCCCGGUCCCUCUUCACCUUCCUCCGUUGCACUGGACCUCGAUGCCUCCCACCCUCCCGUCGUGUUAUUCUCGACCAAGACGGAUACCAAAUAACCCACAUCGGAAAUGGCGCUUUCGCCGUUAUUUCGCGCGUCUCACGUCGAGGUUCGACUCAAGCGCGGGUGGUUAUGAAGCGUAUCACGUUCGACGAGUCAGGGCUGGCGAGAUACCUGGCAGAGACCGAGGUGGACUGUCUUAAGGCGAUGACUGGGAACCAGUGGUUCCCGCCGUUGUUAACUCAUUUCAUGGACGACGAGGAAUUUGUUAUCUCGAUGCCGUUUUAUCAACGUGGAGAUUUGGCGGGUCUCCUUGAGCACAGAGGAUACCUCGGACGUUCGCUCGCUCAAUUCUAUGCUGCCCAACUCGUACUCGCGAUCGAGGCUCUCCACAAACAAGGCAUCGUCCACCGCGACAUCAAACCAGACAACAUUCUCCUCGACGACGCUGGGCACUUGCUCCUCGCCGACCUCGGCCUGGCUGAAAACCUAGGCACAUCCGACCUUCAAGAUGGCCCAGCAGUAGUGGAUAUGCACAGAUUUCCAGUCUGGCUCGAGGCAAGGGCGAAGGGAGGCGACGAGUUCCCUAUGCUCUGGGUUGACGGACACAACCCGCUCGGCACGCGUGGAGCGGCGGGCACAUAUUGGUACACCGCGCCCGAGGUGUUCAGAAAUGAGCGUUAUUCGUUUGGGGUGGAUUACUGGUCGGUGGGUGUGAUAUACCACGAGCUUACUACUGGACAUAUACCCUUCAAACACUGCAAAGCAUACCCCGAAAAUAAAAGACCUGUGCUGGACUAUACGCCGAAGCCUGGUCAAGUGAGAUUUAUCAAACCCUGGGAGAAUAGGGCGCUAGACGAGUUGCUCCAUCCGAUACCCAACAAACGGCCACAGAGGGUCGUGGAUAUAAAAAGGAGCCCUUUGUUCAACGGAAUAGAUUGGGAAAGCAUGUCGAGGAGAGAGAUCCAACCUCCUCCGCUCCCACUGCCAUUGCAGGAAGAUUGA
Messenger RNA from Cyclocybe aegerita, 1608 nucleotides. NCBI's taxonomy places the organism in Eukaryota, Fungi, Basidiomycota, Agaricomycetes, Agaricales, Hemipholiotaceae. The record is from the annotation of a GenBank genome assembly.